UUCUUCAUUGGAUUCUAUAUAAACAACCUUCUUCAAUGCUAUACCUACCAACCUUAACCAUUAAAGCCAUAUUAAAAGAGUUUAGUGAGAAUCACAGAGUUAUCCUGUCCUCAGAAUAGUUUUUGUAAAAAUAAGGAACCAUCAAUGGCUGUUUCAUCUUGUCAGUCAAUCAUGUCAAGCUCUAUGAGCAUCUCAAGCAGGCCUAGAGUUAACCAAUUUAACAGCAUCCCUUCCGUGCACAUGCCAGGCUUGAGAAGGAAUGCUAGCCUCAAAGUUCGGUCCAUGGCUGAGGGAGAGCCGAAAGAGCAAUCAAAGGUGCCUGUAGACCCAACUACACCAAUUGCACCAACACCAACACCAACACCAACACCACAACCAGCCUAUACUCGUCCACCAAAGAUGAGCACCAAAUUUUCGGAUUUGAUGGCAUUUAGCGGGCCAGCACCUGAAAGGAUCAAUGGAAGGUUGGCUAUGAUUGGUUUUGUAGCAGCAAUGGGGGUGGAGAUAGCAAAAGGGCAGGGUUUGGGUGAACAGUUAUCUGGUGGUGGAGUCCCAUGGUUCUUGGGGACAAGUGUGUUGUUGACACUUGCUUCAUUGAUUCCAUUUUUGCAAGGUGUUAGUGUUGAGUCUAAAUCUAAAAGUAUCAUGUCCUCAGACGCAGAGCUUUGGAACGGAAGAAUCGCUAUGUUAGGUUUAGCUGCUUUGGCUUUCACAGAAUUUGUUAAGGGUACAUCCCUUGUGUAAGAGAGUUCUUUGGAAACGCAUUUAAGGUCUAUAGGAAUAUUUUAUAUAGAAAAUAGUUCUUUGGAAACGCAUUCUAGAAAUCCUUUAUGUAUAUUCUUAUGUAGUUACUCCUCUGAGGUAAUUCUAUGUACAAGAGAGAGUGUAAUUGAACUCUCUUUACACUUAAAAAGAGCUUCUCUAAUUUCUUCCACUGAAUAAAAGUCUUUUACUUUUGCCCAA
This is a messenger RNA of Vicia villosa (hairy vetch), 963 nucleotides long. Its product is annotated as early light-induced protein, chloroplastic-like. Bases 145 to 744 code for a protein of 199 amino acids. The record is from RefSeq and is a predicted model, not a curated record. The transcript is spliced from 3 exons. Lineage: Eukaryota; Viridiplantae; Streptophyta; Magnoliopsida; Fabales; Fabaceae.